AUGGCGACGGCGACGGCGAUGGUGCAGGCGCAGCCAGGACUCGACGCGCGCGAGUGGGACGGGGCGGCGUACCGGCAGGGCAUCCUGCGGGAGCGCAACCUCUCCUGCCGCACCCUCUUCCGCGCCGUCUUCUACGACCACCACGACGAACCCGACCCGCACGUCCUCCUCGCCGCCACCUCCAGCGAUGGUUCUUUCAAACAUGUCCCUACUCUAUUCUGUGUCUACAAACACCCUGUUCCCCUUGAUUUUAUUCCGCCGGCUGCAACCGCGCUGGUCGACCCCGCCUGCAUCGUCCAAGCGCAUAGCGGCACCGUCUACGACGCCAAGUUCUACAACGAUCCGAUUCAGCCGCUGCUCUUCAGCUGCGGGGAUGACGGCCACAUGCAGGGUUGAAGAUGGCAUGAGAUGUAGAGCUGCUUUGUGCCACUCUCUCUGCAAGGAGAUCAUGUUGAACCAAUACUUGACUUGGUUAACCCUCAGCAUGAAGGCAAUUGGGGUGCACGGUCUCCAAUACCAGAAAAUAAUGCCAUUGCAAUUAGCAAACAGGUCAGUACUUCAUAUUUGCAUACUUUCACACUUGAAGAAAGCAAGCAGCACACCAGCCUCUUAUGUGCAUUCUGUCCUCAUUCAUCUUUGUUCUCGUCCUAAAAAUAAAGAAGGAAAGAAGGGUUUUCCGGGAUUGACAGCAAAGAAAAAUAGGAAAGUGGGAACCCAUCCGGUAAUAAGAAGGAAAGGAGGGAAUUCGGGGAUUGAAAGCAAAAAAAAGGAAAGUGGGAAGCGGUCCCGUAAAAACAAGGAAAGAGGGCUCCGGGAAAAAAGUGGGAAGCCAGACGUCCCGUAAUAAGAAGAAAGUGUCCUAAUAAGGAAGAAUGGAGAGAACAAAGAUGGAAUGGGGGAUUCCGGGAAUUGAUAAUAAAGAAGGAAAGAGACAGAUUUUUGGGAUUGACAGACAAAAAUAGCCUGGUGAUUUUUUGUCAUUUGUUUUGUCCCGUCAUGAGUUGAUUGGUCUCUAGAAAUAUUGUGGGAACAAAGUAAACCAGCUAGAAAUCAAUCAAAAGUCUCCCCCCUUAAAAAAAUUCAUCCUCUACCACUAGUUGUAAUCCCAUGAACGAAGUUUUACCCCGUCCAUAACUCGAGAGAAAAUUAUGCUAGAAUUAUUUAUUUAUUGUUUGUAAUCACCGGG
Aegilops tauschii subsp. strangulata is the source of this 1186-nucleotide messenger RNA. The record is from RefSeq and is a predicted model, not a curated record. NCBI's taxonomy places the organism in Eukaryota, Viridiplantae, Streptophyta, Magnoliopsida, Poales, Poaceae.